This is a messenger RNA of Sporothrix schenckii 1099-18, 1137 nucleotides long. RefSeq lists its product as uncharacterized. The record is from RefSeq and is a predicted model, not a curated record. NCBI's taxonomy places the organism in Eukaryota, Fungi, Ascomycota, Sordariomycetes, Ophiostomatales, Ophiostomataceae. Gene Ontology annotation, molecular function: nitronate monooxygenase activity. The transcript has 2 exons. Bases 1 to 1137 code for a protein of 378 amino acids.
AUGGCUUCUCCUCAGAAAAUCCGCACCCCCAUCACGGAUCUGUUCAAGAUCAACCACCCCGUUCUGCUGGCUGGCAUGAACGUGGCGGCUGGCCCUCAGCUCGCUGCUGCCGUCACCAACGCCGGCGGUCUCGGUGUCAUUGGUGGUGUCAACUACACGCCCGACAUGCUGCGCGACCAGAUUAACGAGCUCAAGGAGCACUUGAAGGACAAGAAGGCGCCGUUCGGCGUCGACCUGCUGCUUCCUCAGGUUGGCGGCAACGCCCGGAAAACCAACUACGACUACACCAAGGGCAAGCUCGACGAGCUGAUUGACGUUGUCAUCGAGUCCGGCGCCAAGCUGUUUGUCUCCGCCGUCGGUGUGCCCCCCAAGCACGUUGUCGAGCGCCUGCACAAGCACGGCAUCCUGUACAUGAACAUGAUCGGCCACCCCAAGCACGUCAAGAAGUGCCUGGACCUUGGUGUCGACAUCAUCUGCGCCCAGGGCGGUGAGGGCGGUGGUCACACCGGUGACACCGCCACCACCAUUCUGAUUCCCGAGGUCGUGCGCCUCUGCAAGGGCCACAAGUCGCCCCUGACCGGCCUUCCUGUGCAGACCAUCGCUGCUGGCGGCAUCUACAACGGCCAGACCGUGGCCGCUGCCCUGAUGAUGGGCGCGUCUGCCGUCUGGGUCGGCACCCGCUUCAUCCUGACGGACGAGGCCGGUGCUCCCGAGUCGCACAAGGAGGCUGUCCGCACCGCCGGCUUCGACGACACCAUUCGCACGCUCAUCUUCACGGGCCGCCCCCUGCGCGUGCGCAAGAACCCCUACAUUGAGCACUGGGAGACCGAGCGCCAAGAAGAGCUGCGCGAGCUCACCAGCAAGGGCAAGCUGCCCUACGAGGCUGACCUGGACAAGGUCCUGGCUGGCGAGCUGACCACGCCACCCUCGGGCCUGGACAUCGGAAAGAAGGAUGGCGCCAGCGAGGAUGACGAGGUCGAUGUGGAUGAGCUGAUGGACCAGUUCCGGCCGUUCCUGAUGGGCCAGUGCGCGUCUGUCGUCAACGAGAAGAAGCCUGCCAAGGCCGUUGUCGACGAGCUCGUUAACGAUGCCGUCACUGCUCUGACCCAGGGCAACAAGCUGAUUGCCAAGCUGUAA